AUGCUUUAUGAUCAGAAUUUUAUAGCGAGAGACAAACGAUUACCUGAAAACCCAGUUCUCUCGCAAAUACCUAUUUCCAGUCAAAAGCACAUUGACCAUAGAGACAAUGGCCAACUUGGGGUUGAUAUACUACAUGUUCCUCCAGGGCUUAGAGGUCGAUUUCAAGCCAAUUUUGCAGGCCAGAAAAAAGUUUGGAGCAUUGCCGCUGCUGGAAUUCUGGUUCCCCUCCCUCUUGGCUAUCUCCUGCAUAAAACCCUAACACCCAACUCCCGCCCACUAAAGGCUACCACUUAUGGUCCUUUCUUCUGGGGCAUCACCCUUACCACCACCAACUUCGCCGAACUUGCCCGAGUACUUGCCAAUGCCAAGCUACUGCACAGUGACGUUGGCCGGACCGCCCUCUCCGUAAGCGUCAUCAACGACCUUAUGUCUUCAGUUCUUCUUGUCAUCACGGUGGCCACAAUCAGCGAUGGCAAACUUUACACAGUGUUGUCCACUUUCACAUUGAUCAUAUUCUGUGUAUACGGGCUUCGUCCAGCGCUGUCGUGGAUGGUUAGCAACACGAGCUUUUUUGAAGAAAAGUACGACCUGGACAGCCAAAUAUGCUUUAUCAUGGCCGGGGUUCUACUGUUUGGGUUCAUUAGUGAUGCGUUCGGGUCACACUCCAUUCUUGGGGCCUUCAUGUUGGGAGCCAUUUUGCCCAAGGGAGAGCUCAAAACUGCAAUCACCGAAAAGGUUGAGGACUUUGUGUCAAAAAUCUUGUUGCCACUCUUCUUUUUGAUUCUUGGAUGA
Prunus persica (peach) is the source of this 792-nucleotide messenger RNA. RefSeq names its product cation/H(+) antiporter 15-like. The record is from RefSeq and is a predicted model, not a curated record. Gene Ontology annotation, molecular function: antiporter activity. The transcript is spliced from 2 exons. Bases 1 to 792 code for a protein of 263 amino acids. Gene Ontology annotation, cellular component: membrane; endomembrane system. Gene Ontology annotation, biological process: regulation of pH; proton transmembrane transport. Lineage: Eukaryota; Viridiplantae; Streptophyta; Magnoliopsida; Rosales; Rosaceae.